AUGCUGAAAAGCGAAGAGCCACCGAUUGGAUCGUGGCUCUGUGCUAAUGGCAAAUAUCGCGACUAUAUCGAGGCCUUGAGCGGGUCCAAUCCUGGCCUGAAGAAGGCCGAUCCAAACAACAAGGAUGAGCCACUGAAAUAUGGCAACGCGCUCGUCGCGCUUUUAGACGCUCCUCCUACUGGGGCAUCUGGUUUCACAACCACUGAAUUCAGAGGCGAGAAAGAGCUUGUUAAGCACUUUGAAUCCGCGGGGCACAACCACAACCGUCGGCGCAUUUAUAUCAUGGAGGGUCUGGCACCUGAUUUUGUCGCAGCCGUCGGCGGUCACUUUUUCAUGGAUCCUUCGUUCUUCCAGCGGCAAGAGAGGACAUGUGUCUGGAGUAACGACUUUACACCAGUGAGCGAUGCGUUGCCCCAACCUAGCUUACUCGACCCACGGCAAGCUUUCCAGCUCCAGUAUUGCGAGUUGCGACAGUUCAACAAGGCGCUCGAGAACCGCUAUUUCUUCUGCGAGCGAACGCGACGGCAUGUGGGCAUGACAGCAUCCCGUCAGAAGGAGAAUAGUACGAUCGGGAUACUACGGCGCAAAGUCGGCUGGUGGUCUCGCAAGACCGAGAACGGCGGCUGGGAUGUGGUCAUAUUGUGUGAUCCCCAGCUGCUUCAUCUAAGCCCUCCGCCCAAAGAAGUCGAUCCCGACGACAACACACUUCGUCCAAUCGCCAAUGUACGCGACGAACUUCAGAACACACCCUUUCAGGAAGGCUAUGUUGACUUCAUUCCGCCCGUCCCUCAUCAUCAAAUACAUAGCAAGACGCAACAUCCGCAUACGUCAAUGCUGCGCGACCUCCUUCACUACUACCAGCAACACUCUGAUCUGUUCUCCGAAGACGAGUGGGCUACGCCCAAUACAUCAGCAAUCUUCCUCAAGAAGAUAGUCGCUGCGCACUACCUCCAGCUUGUCGAUUACAUCAAAGCAAUGCUGCCUUCAUUGGAGCUUCGUCUUACUACCGCAUGGGUUGAAGAGCAGGGUCAAUGGAAGAGCUUGCAGACUAUUUCACGUCGGUGCGGCAACUAUCGCGACGAUCUUGAAGAUGCAUUACUCAGUCUCGACUAUUCGCUAGAUGGGCAGAUCAACAAGUCCGUCAGGUUGCAUGCGCACACGUGGAAAGACUGCGAGAAAGACUUCCAAUACGUCUACUUCCGUCUCAAGAUCCUUAAAGAAAGGGCCGAUAAUCUGAUCCAAGCCAUGACUGGACUGGCAUCGAUCGCGGGUAAUCGCCAGAACUUGGAGGAGGCCAAGCGCGUGAAACGACUCAACCUUCUCGCCCUGCUGUUCAUUCCCUUGGCAUAUACGAGCAGUUUGUUCAGUAUGCAAGACAACUAUGCACCGGACGACAAGUCCGUUCAUAGGCUGCUCUGCAAGGCGUAUCUAGAAUACAAGACACACAUCCCUCCUGAACCUGGACUGUUCAAGGCCAUCUUCUUCAACGCCAGAAAGGCCGCGCCCGAAUGGGUAUGGGUGAGGAUGACGUCUCAGCCCGGCGAUGAGGGCUUUGCUCUUCAAUACUAUCUAAUGCCAGAUGAUCAGAGAAAGGGACUUGUCAGCUGCGGGAACUCAUCCUACAACUGCGUUUUGAAACGCUCGCACGAUACUAUCCACAUGCUUGGCUGCCUUGAAGCCUGCCCCGCUUUACCGGAUCAACUAUGUCUGACUGGCUUCUCAAACCAGAGCAUGAAGAAUAUUGCGCCCGAGCUACUGCAAUGCUGCAAAGGCAACAUACUCUUCAUCGGCCACCGCGCACAUCUCGACAUGACCAGUUUCCGGCAUAUCGUCGACAUGAUGCACAUGGAGUACGAUAAAUCACGCCGCCAAAUUGGACACAAAACAAAGGGCUACAUCCCUGGUGUCCGCAUCAACUGCAUCGGUGAUCGGCUGGUCAGUGAUCGCCCAUCACUCGAGGCUUACAAAGUCACCGACAGCUUCUACGAAAAAGACGAGAACCUCCUCAUGUGGAUCGCGUCCAAACUCGGUAUCGAUCUUUUUGCUCGCACUAUACCACCAGCACUGGCCUGGAGAAACCGUAGCGGUGGCUACAAAGGCUUGAACCAUGCUUGGAACUUCGGCUUCGCACAACUCAACCCUUCUGAGUGGUCAGCCAGCCUGGGCAGUGUGUAUGUCGCGAGGAAAGACAAGAAGCCAUUGUUUGUCGCUCACAUCGCAGCUCUGAUGGCAUAUCUAUACUCCAUCGGUAGUGAGCAAGUUCGGGAAAUACUGGAUAGCAAGGAGCCGUGGAACCUAGCCUCCAAGUUCGACGAGGCUUUCGAGAUGCACAAUAACGUGUUACUUGAAAAGGCUUCUAGAGCGGAUUUCGAGCGGUUUUGGAUGAAUUGGAUGGAAGAGGAAGGGCGAUGGAAGUAUGGGGAUGUCUCUUCACCGUAUGCGGUCUAG
Alternaria infectoria is the source of this 2448-nucleotide messenger RNA. RefSeq lists its product as uncharacterized. NCBI's taxonomy places the organism in Eukaryota, Fungi, Ascomycota, Dothideomycetes, Pleosporales, Pleosporaceae. The transcript has 4 exons. The coding region runs from base 1 to 2448 and encodes 815 amino acids. The record is from RefSeq and is a predicted model, not a curated record.